Ilex paraguariensis (yerba mate) is the source of this 173-nucleotide messenger RNA. Lineage: Eukaryota; Viridiplantae; Streptophyta; Magnoliopsida; Aquifoliales; Aquifoliaceae. The record is from the annotation of a GenBank genome assembly.
AUGAAAGCAAAUUAUGAAUAUGAGAUGAGAAUUGGGAACAAAGGAGAAAGGGAAAGAACACUGAGAAAUCAGACAUUAGGAGGCAACAAACAGAAUGGCAAGGUGAAAUCAAUGGCGAGGAGGAGGCCAUCAGUAGGGAGUGUGUUGAAGAAGGGAGCGAGGGAAGGGAUCCA